Molecule: messenger RNA, 2042 nt
Organism: Clupea harengus (Atlantic herring)
Lineage: Eukaryota; Metazoa; Chordata; Actinopteri; Clupeiformes; Clupeidae
Gene: sigmar1
Product: sigma receptor chaperone 1
Cellular component (GO): endoplasmic reticulum
Source: RefSeq, a predicted model, not a curated record
UUUUCUUGACAAGGUUUUCAUUGGCUUAACGGAUAGCUUUGCCAAUUUCCUAUUGGUCAAAAUGGGCUCCAAGUUUUACAUCAAACCAUGCUAGUCGGAAUUAGCUUUUGGACAGUAUUAGCAAACCAUGGGGGACUGGAUGAAAAGCGCAGUCUGAAACAGAGCCAGGUGGUCCAGUGUUUUAUGUUAAAGUUGUUUGUUAUUUCAUGCCUAUUUUUUGAGAGCUCAACAAUGUCUUUGACUAACAAAUUUUUAAAACUCGUCGUGGCAAGUGGAGUUUUAUUUUUGGCUGUACAGUACCUGCGAUAUUGGAUGGUAAACAAACAGUAUGUGUUUACCAAGGAAGACAUAGCUAACUUGGCUAAACAGUAUGCGGGUCAGGACCAUGAACAGGCCUUCGCCAAGGUGGUGGUGGAGCUGCGUAAGCGGUACCCCGGCCACAUCCUGGAGGACGAGGACCUGCAGUGGGUGUUUGUGAACGCCGGGGGCUGGAUGGGCUCCAUGUGUCUCCUCCACGCCUCGCUCACGGAGUACGUCCUGCUCUUCGGGACGGCCGUGGACACCGGGGGACACUCGGGCCGGUAUUGGGCAGAAAUAUCAGACACCAUCAUCUCGGGGACAUUUAGGCAAUGGAAGGAAGGGACCACAAAAAGUGAGAUGUAUUACCCUGGCGAUACAAUUGUGCACGUGCCCGGGGAGGCGACGUCGGUGCAGUGGAGCGCGGGGACGUGGAUGGUGGAGUACGGCCGAGGCUUCAUCCCCUCCACGCUGGGUUUCGCUCUGGCCGACACCAUCUUCAGCACUCAGGACUUUGUGACGCUCUUCUACACCGUGAGGGUGUACGCCAAGGGGAUGCUCCUGGAGGCCCACACCCUUCUCACCGAGGCUGGGAUCUUCUGACCAUCCACUUCUUAACGCUCUUUGUUUUUUUUGUCUGUGUUCCGUCCUACGUGGGGAGGCAGGCUAACUGUGAGGCACUUAUGAGGACUGGCUAAAAGUUAUCCCAGGCCUUCAAAGGCCAGCUAGACAGGUUGUUGUGAUGUGACAAACUUAACACUAAAAUACUGACCAAUCUGCCCAUACACAGUUAAAUAGAAGUCUGCAACUGCCGCUACUAGUUAUUUCUUAUUCUUUUCUAUUUCAGAAUCUACACAAUUUUUUGCUGUAACUAGGAAUGUCAUAUGAGAUCUAGAACUUGUGCAGUAUCAUGACAAACCGUCGUGUGCACGCACUCGGAGAGGAAUUGGUGUUGACGUAUACAAUCCAAGCGUAUCAGUUUGUUUGUUUGUUUGUUUGUUUGUUUGGGUUCUUUGUUUUUCCGGUUAUGAUUUCAGUGGGUAUGGGACUGUCUCUUCAGCUUGCAAGUAAAACCUUUUUAUAAUCCCUUGAUCACACGUUGGUCCAGAAAGGAAUUGAAUUAAUUAAUUAAUGUUCGCAGAUUGUCAAAAUGUCUGUGUAGUCAUGGGUAUGUCAAAAUCUGUGUUAAUUUCAGGUUGGAUGCUGUAGCUGUCUGUGUUAAUGACUACAUUCACUGCAAAAGUUGUACUGUAAAAAUGAACAGAGUCAUGAUUUCAAUCCUGCAUGUUCCCACCACCUGUGGGAGAUAAUGUCUGGAACGAUCUGACCAAUAAAUGGAGAGAUGCACUACAGUCUUUAUCUAGUUGUUUAUCUAGUUGAAUACCAACAUUUGGUUAGGUGGUGGUUGGUUGGGGACACAGUUCAUGUGACAGUUCUUAUAACUGUCCUGUUCAAUGUAAGGGCGAAUGCAACAUGUCCAUGUAUUAUUGUGCAUAUUGUACGUAUGGACAGACGACAUGCAUGUUUAUUUUCCCCGUGUUAAAUUUCAGUAAAACUGUAUUGUCUUAAGUUCAUUUCUGCACAAACACGUAGUAUUCCACUGUUAUUGGGAGACGAAGAGACAAUCUGAAAAGGCAGUACUUCGCCACUUAGUUGUGGAACAUUUUCCGUGGAAAAAAAAAAAUAUAUACUGUCUGAUGAGUUUACAAUGCUGACAUAAUAAAAUAUGACAAUACAACUCCAAA